CAUCUUGAUUUCUCGUGAAGCGACCCACCCAGCAGCAGUGUCACAGUAGUACGCUGUGCUCCCGUAUACACGGCGGGUGAUAGUGGGUGUCUAUCGUAACCGAAGAAGAGCGAAUAAAUUUGUUCCGCAACUGUUCCUGCGGUUUUUGUUACACGUAGUGCGGUCGCCGACUAACACUCGCUUCGAAGUUCGUUAAACUGGUCAUUGUCGCGGGGAACCAGUAGGACGGAGGACGGUGCCGGAAUUUAAAGAAAGGUUUGGCGGAGAGUGGCAAGAUGAAGGGGAUGCUGGUGGCCGGACUGCUGACCGUUCUGAUGAUCUGCCGGGGCCCGGCGGUUAUUGCGGUGUCGGAGAGGCUCGAGUUGGCACCAGCCGGAGGAAGAUCAGAGCCGCAGGUUGCGACAUUAUGCGAGGCCGGCGACGUGUAUCUGGCGCAGCACAUGGGCGAGCAGGGCCGCUGGGUCUCGUCCGCCGACACCAAGAGCUGCAUGACGGACAAACUCGACAUCCUCGAAUACUGCAAGAAGGCUUAUCCUAAGAGAGACAUCACCAACAUUGUCGAGUCUUCGCACUACGUAAGGGUCAGCGGUUGGUGCAAGCCUGCAAGAACCAAAUGCAAAUUGUCACGUUGGGUCAAGCCCUACAGAUGUCUCGAGGGCCCGUUCCAAAGCGACGCGUUGCUCGUUCCGGAAGGGUGCCUCUUCGACCACCUCCACAAUCAGACGAAAUGCUGGGAAUCUCAUAGAUGGAACGCGACCGCCGCGGACACAUGCAGGGAGAGAAACAUGAACCUGAGGAGCUUCGCGAUGCUUCUGCCCUGCGGCAUAUCAUUGUUCUCUGGUGUCGAGUUCGUGUGCUGCCCGAAACACCUGAAAGAAAAUGUGAAGCCGAAGAAACCCAUCGACUUACCGAUUCCAAAGGGUGUGGAUGAUGAUCUCGACGAGGACGAGGAUGAUCUCGAUGACGAGGAUGACCUCGACGCUGAUACGGACGACGACGAUGACUCUGAGGCAGAUCCUGAGGAUGUGCUCAGCGACCAACCUGACGACGACGAAAGUGACGAGGAGUAUCUGGACGAUUACGACACCACGACCAGUCGAUUAUCAACGACAGUUUCGACGACAGAGAAACCGAAACAAGAUGUGACUGCUAUGCCAUUGCCGGUCAGCACCAGCACGCAACAAUCCUCGCAGUCUCAGAGCACACCUGAUCCGUACCUAACACACUUUGAUCCGCGCUCUGAACAUCAAAGUUACAAGCAAGCACAAAUGAGACUGGAAGAGGUGCACAAAGAAAAAGUGACAAAAGUGAUGAAGGAUUGGAGUGAUCUCGAGGAGAAAUAUCAGGACAUUCGCGAACACGAUCCGGUUGCUGCUGACGCUUUCAAACGAUGGAUGACUGCACGGUUCCAGGAAACUGUCGCGGCUCUGGAAGAAAGCGGUGCUGUGGAGAAGCAUCAGUUGAGCGCUAUGCACCAGCAGAGAGUGCAAGAAGCUGUUAAACAGAGGAAUGAAGAAGCGAUGUCAUGUUACACUGCUGCUCUGAACGAUUCCCCUCCGAAUAUGCACCGUAUUCAGAAGUGUCUGCAGAAACUGCUCCGAGCUCUUCACAAGGACAGACACCAUACCAUCGCUCAUUAUAGACACCUUCUAGACAGCAGCCUGGAGCAAGCGCAACGCGAGAAACCAGCAACCUUGGAACACUUGGCGGAGAUCGACAGAAUCACCAAUCAGAGCCUUUUGAUGUUAGAACGGUAUCCUGAUUUAAGCGCAAAAAUUGGCCGGCUUAUGGAUGAUUACGUUUUGGCCCUCAGGAGCAAAGAUGAGACUCCUGGACUGCUGUUAGCGAUGACACGCGAAGCGGAAGCAGCGAUUUUAGACAAAUAUCAGGCUGAUGUCACCAGCAAACAGCAAGAAAAAGAGCAUCAAAAGGAACUCGAACGAGCACGCAAGGAGCAACGCAAAGCGGAACGCGGCGAAUUACGUACCGAGCAGGCUCAGCAGGAAGAGAACGACUCGACAAAUGAUAACAAAGAUACUCAGCAGCAACAACAACCAGAACAAUCCUCGGCAGCUGCCGCGAUGCACAGUGAGGGACUCGUAAGAGCAGCUCACAGCAUGAACCAUGAAAUUUCCCACUCUGAACCGGGAUACUCAAUUAGAGGGAAUUCAAGGGAAGUUUACCGUAGAGAGAGUACAUCAGUCUACUUCACCCUUGCGUUCGCGGGAAUAGCACUUAUGGCUGCUGCGGUAGUUGGUGUGGCAGUAUUCAAAAGACGCAGUGCGAGAAGCCCUCACAGUCAGGGUUUCAUCGAGGUCGAUCAAGCGGCUACACCAGAAGAACGACACGUCUCGAACAUGCAGAUCAACGGAUAUGAAAAUCCUACAUACAAAUACUUCGAGGUCAAAGAUUAAGUUAGCCAUCUGGAUCUACAGAAUUUUAUUUGAAACUGGUCUUAAUUGUCCGUUCUCGCGUAUGUUCUUCAAGAAUCUCAUAGUAUUUUGUUAGUGUAAGAUACCUAAUCAGGUCCGAGGUUCUUCCGAAGAUUCGAAGUAUAUAGAGAGAUUUGCAUCUUAGUGAUACGUGGAAUAUAAAAUCUGUCCAUAGGGUGAUAGAUGUUGCAAUACAGUAUCAUUAUGUGACGUCCCUUUAUAUAGCCUACCGACGUGUCACGACCAUUCUUUAUGCUCCUCGACAUGUAUAAAGCAAUGCUCCUAAUAACAUCUGGUAGAUUACGAAAACGAGGACGAGCGUCCGCGUGUGACGCUCGCACGCGAAUGGAGAUUAUCUACGAGACAAUUCGCAAUGAAAGCAACACGCCAAUGUGCCAUAUGGGAGGAAAACACAUAAUCGUCUUCGGAAGUAUCUCAUACACGUUGUUUUCGUUUCGUUGUCAUACAUGUUAUUGAGAAUAAAAAAGAAAACGCAGGAAGGAGCGCUCACAAUAAAAUAAAAAUGACGAAGAACCGAUACGUUCACUCGCUAAUUGUCCGCAACAACAUUCUUUUGAUGAAAGGACCGCAAUCGAUUUAACAUGAUAAUUCAUUGUGUCUUCGGCGACGGAAAUAUCUAUUACGAACGCGCGACCGAAAGAAACGCGUGACUGUUGCGCUCUUUGCUGUAUUUUUCAGUUCUGAUAUUUUCGGAGAUAGUCAAUGGCAAUAAAGGUUGCGCAGCUUGAACAUAAUACGUGAACAAACUAAAGACGAUAGCAGCGGUAGCGGCUUGCACGGCGAAAAAAAGCAGCAAAGUAUAAUCCGAUUAAAAUAUAAUAAUAAUAAUAAAUAAAGAAAACGUAAGCAUAAUA
Messenger RNA from Megalopta genalis, 3307 nucleotides. It is a transcript of the gene Appl, whose product is annotated as amyloid-beta-like protein. Gene Ontology annotation, molecular function: transition metal ion binding; heparin binding. Gene Ontology annotation, cellular component: neuronal cell body; neuron projection; membrane. Lineage: Eukaryota; Metazoa; Arthropoda; Insecta; Hymenoptera; Halictidae. Gene Ontology annotation, biological process: central nervous system development; axonogenesis. The record is from RefSeq and is a predicted model, not a curated record.